This is a messenger RNA of Chara braunii, 2931 nucleotides long. NCBI's taxonomy places the organism in Eukaryota, Viridiplantae, Streptophyta, Charophyceae, Charales, Characeae. The record is from the annotation of a GenBank genome assembly.
UUUACAUAGAUACUCCACAACCUUGGAAAUGAAACAUCAGACAGGUGCAAGGCACAAGCAGAGGUAGAGAAUGAGGUGCGUGAAUUGAGAGACACCCUGAUGAUGCAUUGGAGCGUUUAAAGGCGAUGGAGAAGAAAGUGGGGGAGAAAGGACGCGUGGCUCCAAACAAACCCAAUUAUCAAGGACAGUCAUUGGAAACGACAAGGGAGUUGUCAUCGCGUCAAGUGGAAAUGGGUGGGAGCACAAAAGGAGAGGGAGGAAAGAGAAAGAGGGACCAGGUGGAGAAGAAGGGGGAGGAGGUGGGGAAGAAGGGGGAGGACGUGGGGAAGAAGGGGGAGGUGGUGGGGAAGAUGGGGGAGGUGGCGGGCACAAAGGGGAGACAAGCUUUUCAUAAUGAGCCUCGCGAGGAUAGAGGGAUGGUUGGUAUGAAGGGACUGCUGGACAAACAAAAAAAAGAGUUGGAACAACAAAAAAUUGACAUGGUUGAAAUGGGAAAGGAGAUGGCAUUGAUAAAGGUUCAGUUGGAGGAAAUUGCAAACAAUGAUAAAGGGAAAGAGAAGAUAGGCGAGCCACAGAGGAAGCAAAAAGAGGACAUAUGGCAACAAGUGGCUGAAAUGGAAAAGGAAAUGACAUUGUUUAAAGCUCGCUUGGAGGACAUUGAAAAAAGAGAUGGAAAGAGAAAGAUGGAGGAGGCAUGCUGGGAGCAAAGACAGGAGCCACAACAUCGGGAGGUGGUAGGCCAGACAAUAGGGAUGGGGUCGAGUCAACUUCAAGGAGAGCCGCAGGAGGAGCUGGGGAAGAGUGAGCCACAUCAGCUAGAGGGGCAGAUGCAGUGUGGCGUGCAACAGGUGGCAAAAAAAUGCCACUAUUGCAAAGCAGACGGCCAUCUGCCAUGCAUUGUGUUCACUACGAUUUUGAUCACAGUCACGGUUUCGUGCGAUAUGAACACAGAGAAGGGGGGUGUGGUUGGGGAGGGAGUACAAAAUGAAGGAAGGGCAAAAGAAACAACGACGGGAUCGAGAGGAGGAGGGGGAAAGAGAAAGAGGGUGGAGGUGGAGAAGAGGAGGGAGGGGGUGAAGAAAAAGGGGGAGCAGGUGAAGAAGGUGCAUGAGGUGGAAAAUAAUACGGAGGAGGUGAAAAAGAAGCUUGAUGAGGUCUAUAAGGAGGAGGAGGUGAAGAAAAAGGGUGAGGAGGUGAAGAAUAAAGGGGAGGAGUUGAAGAAGGUUAGUGAGGUGAAGAAGAAUGGGAAAGAGGUGGAGAAGAAAAGGGACGAGGUGGAGAAGAUGGGGAGGGAAACUUUUGAUGUCCAACCCCCUGAGGACAGGGAAAUUGUUGCGCUGAAAAAUCUGGUGGAUAAGUCGGAGGAGGAGAGGAGGGAACGACGAUCAGGGAAGAGGAGGAUCAUCCCAGGUGGGCAUGAGUGGAGGGGGGAAGGUCAAUUAAGUGAGAAAGAUGAAGAGGUGGACAUUGAUGAAGAGGGUGGGAUGAAAGUCGUAGGGACAAGUGAGAGGACAAGAGGGGGGAGGGUACUGAACAACCGAGAGGCAAUUGAGGUGUGUAGUGGAGAGGCGAGGUUAGAGGACAUCAACGAAGAUAUUGAGGAAAUGAGAAACGACAUGCAGCAACCGGAUGAGGACGUGAGAGGGGCAAGACCGGAGCAAUAUGAGGAGGCUGUUAAAGAGAGCGGUGGACAAAGAAGUGGGAGGAGGGGAAGACGAAGACUAUUGCACGAAGAAAGGAAUGAAGAUAGCGAAGAACUAAGAAAUGUGGCAGAGGAACGGAAUGAAACAGAGAGCGAGGGAAGAGCACCACAUGGAGACGUUGCUGAGGAGAGCAUGAGAGAUGUGAGGGGCGGUGAGGGAGGAAGGGGAACGAGGGGGAGGGGAAGGACAAGGCAAUUAAAUGAAGAGGGGGUCGAAGUCGGUGAUGGAGAGGAUAGCGUUGAUGAAGGCGAAGAAGAGGAGAACGAGGAUGGCAUAAAGGAUAUGGAACCGGAAGAUUUGACUGACUUGAUGCCGGAUUGGACGGUCUUGAGAGGCAACCUCUGCAGCGGGUCGUGUGCAGGUUCCUUGGAAGGGGACGCUGAAGAGGGUGACAGCCCCGUCGACCGCCGGACCCUGCUGCGCAACGAGGUGUUGUCCAAGAGUCGGGUUGCUUGGGAAUGCAGCCCCUAUUGGGUGUCGAGGACCUUGAGCACGCGCCUCUUUCGGCGGGCCCGUUCGGGUUCCUGCGUGUUCGGGAUGCUGGCGAAAUUCCUCUAUCCUGCCCGUCUUGAAACACGGACCGAGGAGUUCAACGUGCAUGUGAGCCGGUGGGUGAUUAGCCCACGAGGCGGAAGAAACCUGAGUGGCUGGAACCCUCUGCGGGUGCAGCGUCCACCAACCACGAUCUGUUGUGAGAGGUUUGAGUGUGAGCAUGCCCGUUGGGACCCGAAAGAUGGUGAACUAUGCGUGAGCAGGGCGAGGCCAGAGGAAACUCUGGUGGAGGCUCGCAGCGAUACUGACGUGCAAAUCGUUCGUCGGACUUGGGUAUAGGGGCGAAAGACUAAUCGAACCGUCUAGUACCUGGUUCCCUCCGAAGUUUCCCUCAUGAUAGCUGGAGCUUUGAACAAUUUUAUCAGGUAAAGCGAAUGAUUAGAGGCCUCGACGGUGAAACACCCUCGACCUAUUCUCAAACUUUAAAUAGGUAAGAUUUCAGGGUUGCUUAAGCGAACCCCUAGGAUCAAUGAAAGCUCCAAGUGGGCCAUUUUUGGUAAGCAGAAUUGGCGAUGCGGGAUGAACCGAAAGUCGAGCUACGGUGCCAAACUGCGCGCUAACCCAGACACCACAAAGGGUGUUGAUUGAUACAGACAGCAGGACGGUGGUCAUGGAAGUCGAAAUCUGCUAAGGAGUGUGUAACGACUCAGCUGUCGAAUCAAUCAGCCCCGAAAAU